UCCCCAAUUUCUCCUGCCUCUCCGCUUAAUCGUUUUCCGGAAGUCCGCCGCUGUCAUCCGUCUCCACUUCCUUUCCACGAAUUCUUUCACUUCUCUGAUCGAAGAUAUCGAGGGAAUUUGUGGCGUCUUUAGGUUUCUUCAGGCCUUCGAUCGGCUGCGUAAGGGUUUGGUGAGGCUUAUUUCUUGGUGGGUUUUCUGGGUAUAAGAAGGGAAAUUUGAUGUCAUGAGAAUUGAUAGGGGAAUGCAGAGAUUGGAUUGCGACCAAGAGGAAAGCGUGCUGCGCCGGAAGGAACAGAUUGGGCGGGGGCUUCGUGCGGGUUCUGCCAAGGUCAGAACUCGUAAUAAAGGAAUGCUUUGAGGUCCGAACCUUUCGAGUAGGGACAAAGAAGGGCUCAAAGAAGUUAAAGCAGCAGACAAGAUAGGGGAAGAAGAUGACUAGAAUCUUUGUUCAGCGUGGAUCGGUGGGGUCUUCCUCGAAUGCCAAUCGCCCUCCUUCGAACUCAGUGCCCCAGCCUUCUGCCUCUCAGGCUGCCUCUAGUUCCAGGGAGCAGGAUGUAGAAAAACAGGUUCUUGAAGACCAGAGUGCACUAAACGAUCCCAGAGAGCCAUCAGAGAGUGGUGACGAUAAAAUAUUGAAGCAUGAUGAUCCUGGAGCUUCUACUGUAGUUGAGGGUGGUUCCAAUGUUUGUUUUGAAGAGGACAGAUCUAUGCAUGAUGUCUCAGCUUCUACAGUUAUUAGGCAAGAGACGAGUGAACCUUGUGUGAACCAAAAAGAUUCUGUGCGAUUAUGUACUGGCUCAUCCCAGAUUGUUAAUGGAGGUUCAUACCCUCCACCACCUCCAGCCCCACCUCCAAAACCGUUUUCCACAAAUUUGGGCUCAAGGAGAACCAGCUUGGGGUCUUCAAACACUGCAAGGAUUAGUUCUUUAAGAAGGCAGUCAGCUUGGCCGGGUGUCUCAACGCGGUCACCAUCAGAAUCUCGGCCUUCUUCUCCAAGGUCAUAUGGUGAAGGGGAAGGUUACAAUAGUGCAGAUGAACAAGGCCCUUGCUAUGCGUCCUCUUUUGAUGAUUCGGAGAGAGAAAGGCUGUUUGACCUUGAGAUACGCCGAACAAAGGGUUUUGAAGUCAAAAAAAUGUUGGAGGAUGGGAAUUGUCUUUUUCGGGCCGUGGCUGACCAAGUUUAUGGUGAGCCAGAAUCUUAUGAUCUGGCAAGACAAAUGUGCCUGGAUUAUAUGGAAAAAGAGAGGGACCAUUUCUCUCAAUUUGUAACAGAAGGCUUCACAUCAUACUGCAAGCGGAAAAGGCGAGACAAGGUCUAUGGAAACAACAUUGAGAUCCAGGCAUUUGCUGAAAUGUACAAUCGUCCUAUACAUAUAUAUUCUUAUAGCACAGAACCUAUUAAUAUCUUCCAGGGAAAUUAUGACACUGACACACCUCCAAUUCGAUUAAGUUACCAUCACGGUAACCAUUACAACUCACUUGUUGAUCCACUCAGGAUGACAGUUGGUGUAGGCCUUGGAAUUAGCAGUCUUCGAGAGAGAAACCUUGAUAAGGACCAGGUGAAGGCUGCCAUUAGAGCCCAGCAGGACCAGCAAAUUGACAAUGCACUUGUGGCUGAGGGACGUUUUUACUCUGAUCUUGAACUGACAGAGAAGGAAAUCGAGCGGAUGGUGAUGGAGGCUUCACGGGCAGAAUAUUUAGCCAAGGACAACCUGAAGCAGUAUCCUUCGUUCCGAGAGUCCUCCACGUCUAGGGCGGAACCAUCAUCCUCUGUGGCAACAACAGGGUCGUCUCGAUCUACACUGGAGGCUGAUGGCCAGAGAGUCUUUUUGCCAGAGACGGUGCCCACCAGCAGCAUGCACACGGUUCUGUCGAUGGGUUUCGGUUACAUGCAGGUCAUCGAAGCAUACAGCAUUUUUGGUGAUGAUGUGGAUUCCAUGGUGUGCUACCUGCUGGAGAUGGGAGGCAACAGGUCUCCCCUUGGCAGGAAUAGACAUAAAGGGAAAGCAGCAGAGUGAGCCUCUACAAGCUUAGCAUAUAGCAGGGUGCAUAUGGCAUAUAGUGUUUGUAGACACGGUCGGUUUAAUAAGGAUGUUAUGAAGGAAGGAUAUCAGAUGCUACCAUUGUUGUAGCCAUGAUGGAGCUCUGAAGCUGUAGAGCAUGCAGCUUUCGGCAUGAGGUGCUAGUUGUGAGUAACGUCAUGAACUAGACGGCAAGUCUUUUAAUAACACUGUUGCCAUGGAUCAUAAAGAAUGAAGAAGGGCUUUCGCUUCUUUGUUGGUCCUA
Messenger RNA from Musa acuminata subsp. malaccensis (wild Malaysian banana), 2286 nucleotides. The record is from RefSeq and is a predicted model, not a curated record. Lineage: Eukaryota; Viridiplantae; Streptophyta; Magnoliopsida; Zingiberales; Musaceae.